Messenger RNA from Pseudonaja textilis, 2320 nucleotides. Lineage: Eukaryota; Metazoa; Chordata; Lepidosauria; Squamata; Elapidae. The record is from RefSeq and is a predicted model, not a curated record.
AGCGUGAACGAAGCAAACUGUCGCUCUGAAGCAAUGAACGCUGCGAAGAACGUUGGCGACCGGACGGUCGGGCCUUGGUUGCUAUGGGAAUGGCGGGAAGCUGUGAUGCUUCUCUCUGCUGCCUGCUUCUUGGGGCGACCGGGGUAGGAAAGACGUUGCUGGUGAAGCGGCUGCAGAAUAUCCUCGAGUCCCGACGGGGAAGGGGGAAGCGGGGCUCGUGGGUCAAAGGCGGACGAAGUAGAGGAGUGCCUAGCGAGGAAGGGAAAAGGAGCGAGGAGACGCUUUUGCCCAAGGAGGUGCUGAGCUCCAAAGAUGGUGCCAAGGACCUUGGAGACCCACCAGCUACUUUGCCAACGGUAGGCACGAAUCUUACGGAUCUCCCAAUAGGAAAGAAGAUCACAAUUCGAGAGCUAGGAGGAUGCAUGGGUCCUAUCUGGUCCAGUUACUAUAGCGACUGCCAUGCUGUCUUGUAUAUGAUUGAUGCUGCCAACCCUACCCAGAUUUCCGCAUCCUGUGUCCAGCUUCUGUCCGUCCUUUCUGCUGAACAGCUAACAUCAGUUCCUGUCCUCCUCAUUUUCAACAAAAUAGACUUACCAUGCUACAUGUCCCUGGUGGAGAUGAAGUCAUUAUUCCGAAUCCAAGAUAUCAUUGCUUGUGCCAAACAGGUUAUCACGGUGGUUGAGAUCAGUGCACGAGAUGGCAGGGGCUUAUCUGAUGUAAUGAAGUGGUUUCAAUCCACCCUGCAUGAUUGAAGCUGGAAUUUGGAAACGUCAGCUGAAGUGUUUCCUGCAGGCAGCGGAUCAACUUUGCUAUUACAAUCUUUGAUGUAGAAAAAUGUCAUUUAAAUUAUUCAGUGGAUUGCCUCUUAACUGGCAAAUUGGAUUGUUGCUACUGCAUGCAGAUGCAUUGAAAGGGAAUGCAGCUUCUAAUGGUAAGCCCAGUAAUGAUAUACAAAGUAUUGUAUCAUUUCCUCUAGAUGAACAUUUGUAGAGUUGAAAUAAUGACUGGUAAAAUAUGCUGUAACAGAGGUACCAAUCAGGUUUGUAGGCAGCAUGAAAUUUAAUUUCACUCAUGUUUCUGUGUUUUGUAUGAAGUCAGAUUUGAUGGAAGUACAAAGCAAACAAAAUCCUGUUCUAUAACACACUAGAAAUCCAGAUUGCUCAAGUCUGAGUACCUUUUUGUGUGCAUAGUCUCUUGUGUUUUAGUUGUCAGUAGUUUUCUACAAUGAUCUAACCAAAAAUUCAAACCUAAGAAGUAUUAACUUGAUGGGGUUUGGCAGAUAGCUUUUGCCAAUGAUGCAAUCUCUGCUGUUCCUCAGCUAGAAAUCCCAUCUAGACCAGUGUGCAGGGGCAACAUUGACCUACUGUAUUAAAUGCCAUAUACAAUGUUUGCUGUAUUGUAUACUAUUGGUUUUCUGUGAGAUACAUUAGAAAUGUGUUUAUUCUGUUGUGUUUCCUUGACUUUGAUUUCUUCUCACAAGAAUGUCACAUUCUGGGAUUUCAGGUUUUUGGUGAGCUCAUACCAUCAUGUGAGCCAGAUUAGCUGAGUCAUGAAUCACCAGCAAAAACAUCAGUAGAUUAUAGUUGAAUUAUAAAAUGGAUAUGCAAUGUAGCAGUUCUACAGUUCUGCACAACUAAUUACUUCUCUCAACCAAUUAAGUUUAAGAUGUAACGAGAUGAGAGCCUUGUCAAUAUUGGAUGUUUAUCUGUUUAAACCUCAGCUCUUCUAUCACUCUUUUCACUUAAACUUUUAUCUUCUCAGCUUUCCAUGUUAUUGUCUUGUGAUAUCAGUGGCCUCUAUCAGAGCCACUAACCAGUUAUUUGAAUGCAUUUAUUUACUUAUUCGAAUUCAGUAACUCUCAAGUCUUUGAAUGGUUUAUAAGAAACCAAACAUAUACUAGGGUUAAAAGUAUAAUAAAGAUUACUUACAGAAUGAAUGCUGGCAUUCAGUUCGGUUGCACCUACUGCUGGACAAUCACAAAGGUGGUUUUACUAGAGGUAAACACAGAUGACAUUCUCGUCCUGUCUCACAAAAUGGGCAGAUUCAACCCAUAGAACUGACUCUCCUAUCUCAUCAUGCUAUAUCCCUCUGUGUUCACCCUCCAUAAACACCCAGUUUAAUGGGAGCUUUAAUUGCACUGAAUUCCCAAUACCAAAAGCCAGUCAAUUAUGAACUCAAUGUAUCUGAAUGCUAUGAACUAACCUAUUUUAUGCUGCCAUAUUUUCUUACUGGGUUUUUUAUGACAGUGCUCUAAAUUAGACAAUUAAAUAUUUAUCUGAAAUAAAUAUUUCAUAGAAUAAAAACUACUGUGUCAAUGAUU